UCGAGGACACACGCCUUUUGCCGUUACGAGAAGAAGGAUCAAAUGGAUAAUCCUGGUUUUUUUCAGGGCCACAUAAGUCCACGAAUUUGGGAGCUCCAGGCAGUGGUGGUAAGAGAUCCAAAUCAUCAGACAAUGAAUCCUCCAUAUCAAAUGAAUCCGUCAAUCGUGAUUUUUCCUUUACUGAACCGGUAUCUGAAAGGCGUGGAAUAA
Messenger RNA from Haemonchus placei, 210 nucleotides. NCBI's taxonomy places the organism in Eukaryota, Metazoa, Nematoda, Chromadorea, Rhabditida, Trichostrongylidae. The record is from the annotation of a GenBank genome assembly.